Capra hircus (goat) is the source of this 657-nucleotide messenger RNA. RefSeq names its product S100 calcium binding protein A8 (gene S100A8). Gene Ontology annotation, molecular function: calcium ion binding. The transcript has 3 exons. The record is from RefSeq and is a predicted model, not a curated record. Lineage: Eukaryota; Metazoa; Chordata; Mammalia; Artiodactyla; Bovidae. Gene Ontology annotation, cellular component: cytoplasm. Gene Ontology annotation, biological process: leukocyte migration involved in inflammatory response; neutrophil aggregation; response to lipopolysaccharide. The coding region runs from base 319 to 588 and encodes 89 amino acids.
CAGCCCACAGGCAGAAUCUUUACCAUGCCCUCUUCCUGGUUUCUCCUCCCGGGCAUCACUGCCUGCACUUGCCUUCCUCCUCUACCUUUCCUGUGCUGCCCCUCGGGACUCCUCAUUCUGCACCGCGAUUGCCCCAUUCUCCUUGUUGGGAAACUGGAGGCUGUAGCAACACUGGAAGGGAGUAGCUGCCUCUGAGUGGCCCCAGGCCCUGGGCAGCUGGCCAAGCUGGUUGCUAUAAAAGGGAGCUGACACUGAGCCCGGCAUGUCCUUUGGCAACUCUGUUUUGGGGAGACCUGGUGGGGCAAAUCCUUGGACACCAUGCUGACGGAUCUGGAGAGUGCCAUUAACUCCCUGAUUGAAGUGUACCACAACUACUCCCUGCUGAAAGGGAAUUACCACGCCGUCUACAGGGAUGACUUGAAGAGACUGUUAGAGACAGAGUGUCCUAAGUUUUUGAAGAAAAAGGAUGCAGACACUUGGUUCAAAGAGUUGGACAUCAAUCAGGAUGGUGGAAUUAACUUCGAGGAGUUCCUCGUGCUGGUGAUAAAGGUGGGCCUGGCAGCCCAUGAAGACAUUCACAAAGAAUAGCAGAGCUAUCAGGCCUGGGGCUAGGUCCCUGGACUCCUCCCGCAGAGUAAUAAACUAGUUCAUACCUCA